AGAAAAGUUUUAAGUUUGAUUCUAAUAACCCUCCCCUCACACUACGAACAAUCGCAAAAUUCAGUGCUAGUAUUAUUAUUUUGUACUUCUAUUUAACAACCACCUCCUUUUCGAAACUUCCAUAGCUUGCUUUGCUUUCCCAACACCAGUUCAACAAAAUUCAAAAACUCAUCAAUCUCAACCCUAAUUUGUUCUUGUUUUAGGGCAACCUGAAUCAAUCAAAAGUAUCAACGAUCAAUCCAAUAAUACUAAUACUUUGUUCAAUUUAAAGAUUUCAAUUCUGAAAUUCUUACAUUUAUUAAAUUGAAUUAAUCGUGGGUUAUCGUUUAAUCGAUUAUUUUACAGAAAUAAAACAAAAAAGCAGACGAUGUUUUUCUCAGGGGAUCCAUCGACGAGAAAACGGGUUGAUUUGGGUGGCCGGAGCUCCAAAGAAAGAGAUAGGCAAAAACUUUUGGAGCAAACUCGAUUGGAGCGUAAUCGUAGAAUGUUUCAACGCCAGCAGAAUUCCGCUGCUCUCAAAAUUCAGAAAUGCUACAGAGCCUGGAAGGCUGUUGAAGUUGAACAAAAUAAGGUGCGGGAGCAGUUUUUCAUUACAUAUGGGAAGCACUGUCAGAAUGUAGACAGGCAUUGUUUUGGUCCAGAUUCAAGAUUUCUCUGUGAAUUACUGUUUUUCUUCAACCCAAGAAACAAGGAUGAUCUUCUUGCUGUUGGAGAAACAUGUCGACUACUUCAGCAUUUUGCUCAAGAUACUGAUGUCGUUACGUUGUUUGCUGGCACGACCUAUUUACCAAAUACUAGAUUGGUAGAUUUCAGGGUGAAGCGACUGACAUAUGCAUGCAUUCGGGCUGUUCAUGCUAAUAGCCAACUCAAGAAACAAUCUUCUGUGUCAGAAUCCAUGUCACAUAUUUUAUCAGUUUUACUGGAAUCUGUUGUUAUUUUGAUAGAUCCCAAACUUCCGUGGGCCUGCAAAAUUGUUGGCUAUCUUUUACAAAGAAGUACUUUGACCUUGCUUAGAGAGAUGACUCUUGCUGCCAAGGGAAGUUUGAAUACUCAGAAAAUCAUUCAAGUUUCUUCCUUGGAGCAAGUGCUCACCAUAAUCAUAUCACAUAUCGGUGAGAAGCCAUGUGUGUGCCAAAAUGCUGACCAGUGGUGGAGCUUUUUGUCACAAAUUCUUACGGUGCCAUUAUUGUGGCAGAUUUUUCCGCAUCUCAAAGAGGUCUUAGCUAGACAGCCGUUAUGCAGACAUUAUCUGCACCAGAUGUCGUUGCGUUUGCAUAUUCAUACCAACAUUCUGCCAGAAGAUGUCUCUGCUGAAUAUCCAAGUUUUGCUUGUCUACUUGGAAACAUAUUAGAAUCUGCUGCACUUGCUUUGUCAGAAGCUGACAAUUCAUUUGAGAUGGCUGUUGAUUUAGCUGCAGUGGCUACUUUUUUCCUGGAGAUGCUCCCUCCUUUGAAGUCAUUCAGCAAAGAAGCUAAAGAGAAUUCUGCUAUGGAGGAUGAUGAAACAAUGAACGUGGAAGAAUACAAUGGCAAAGCUUUAAGUGGGGAUUUGGAAGCCCAAAUUUCUGAUGUGAUAGACCCGCGAUUUCUUCUACAAUUGAUAAAUGUUUUGCUUGGAGAUAUUUCUUCAGUCACCUUCAUAAACAUUCCUGACGAUAGAGAAGUGAUAGCUGUUGGAGCCGCAUGUGCUUUUCUGCAUGUAACUUUUAACACUUUGCCGCUUGAACGCAUCAUGACGAUCCUAGCAUACAGGACUACACUUGUUCCUGUUCUUUGGAGUUUUAUGAAGCGAUGUCACGAGACUGACAAAUGGUCGAUGCUGGCAGAACGAUCUACUUACCUGCCAGAAGGUGUACCUGGUUGGCUGUUACCUCUGGCUGUUUUCUGCCCUAUAUAUAAGCAUAUGCUUAUGAUCGUUGAUAAUGAAGAGUUCUAUGAGAAGGAGAAACCACUGGCACUGAAGGAUAUCAGAUACUUGAUUAUUAUUUUACGGCAGGCUUUGUGGCAGCUUCUUUGGAUAAAUCCGGUGGCUCCAUCAAACAUUGCUAGACAUAAUGUUGAGAGCUUGGCAUAUAAGAAGCAGCCAUUAGAAUUUUUGCAGCAUAGGGUCAGCAUAGUUGUUGCUGAGCUUCUCACUCAGCUGCAAGAUUGGAACAAUAGAAGACAGUUUGCCCCCUCAAGUGAUUUCCAUGCAGAUGGAGUGAAUGAUUUUUUUAUCUCUCAGGCUAUGCAGGAAAAUACUAGGGCAUUUGAAAUAGUAAAGCAAGCUCCAUUCCUGGUGCCAUUUACAAGCCGAGUUAAAAUAUUUGCUUCACUGCUAGCUGCUGCAAGGAAAACAGAUGGUUCUCGUGCUCUUUUUACUAGGAAUCGACUAAAAAUACGGCGAGAUCACAUCUUGGAAGAUGCUUUUAAUCAGUUGAAUUCUUUGUCAGAUGAUGAUCUUAGAGAAAGGAUUCGUGUAACAUUCAUCAAUGAACUUGGGGUUGAGGAAGCUGGUGUAGAUGGUGGUGGGAUUUUCAAAGAUUUUAUGGAAAACGUCACUCGAGCAGCUUUUGAUAUACAGUAUGGGUUGUUUAAGGAGACUUCUGAUCACCUGCUCUACCCUAACCCUGGAUCGGGGUUAGUUCAUGAGCAGCAUCUGCAGUACUUCCGAUUCUUGGGAACUAUUUUGGCAAAGGCUAUGUUUGAAGGCAUUCUUGUGGACAUACCAUUUGCAACAUUCUUCUUGAGUAAACUGAAACAAAAGCAUAACUAUUUAAAUGACUUACCAUCACUGGAUCCAGAACUAUACCGCCACCUUAUCUUUUUGAAGCAUUAUCAAGGUGAUAUUUCAGGCUUGGAGUUAUACUUUGUAAUUGUAAAUAAUGAAUAUGGGGAGCAAACAGAAGAAGAAUUGAUUCCUGGAGGAAAAAACGUUCGUGUUACAAAUGAGAAUGUGAUUCCAUUUAUCCAUUUAAUAGCUAAUCAUCGAUUGAAUUAUCAGAUACGCCAGCAAAGUCUGCAUUUCUUGAGAGGCUUUCAGCAACUUAUUCGAAAGGAAUGGAUUGACAUGUUCAAUGAACAUGAACUUCAGAUUCUGAUAUCUGGUUCACUUGAUGGUUUGGAUGUUGACGACCUGCGUUCUAAUGCUCAAUAUUCAGGUGGAUACCAUGCAGAGCACUAUGUUAUUGAGAUGUUUUGGGAAGUCCUUAAGAACUUUUCUAGAGAAAACCAGAUGAAAUUUCUCAAAUUUGUCACUGGAUGCUCUCGCGGACCACUGCUUGGGUUUAAAUCCCUGGAGCCUCAGUUUUGUAUACAAAGAGCUGCUGGUAGUGCUUCAGAGGAAGCUCUCGAUCGUUUGCCUACAUCAGCCACUUGUAUGAACCUUCUGAAGCUUCCUCCCUAUAGAAGCAAGGAGCAAUUGGAAAGUAAAUUGCUCUAUGCUAUAAGCUCAGAGGCCGGAUUCGACUUGAGCUGAUAUGUCAGAGUAUUUAGUAUUACACAUGUCUCACUCCAUCCAGUGCUUGAAAAGAGCCGUGCUCUUCGGAUAUUCUCGAUCGACAUUCAGUUACUGCCGUAGAAGCUCGACAUGAUUCUUUGUUCACGUUCAUUGGGCACGGCCAAGCAAAAACCACAAAGGAGAGAGAUGCCCAGAUUGCAGAACACAUUACUGUAGAUAUAAAUAAUUUCAUUGCCAGCUUGCCGUUCCUUGUACAUGUAAACGUCUUAAACGUCAUAGUUUUUGAACACUGAGCUUUGGAAAGGUGUAUGUUUGUACAGAAGGUAGCCAUUCUCAUAUUGAGUAGUACCUGGUUUUGUAGAAUUUAACUUAUAAAUUGGCAUAUCUAAAGACGGGAGGUAGCUCCGAUAGAUAUUUGAAUUCUCAAAUAGUAAGGUCAGUAGCGAAAAACUAGACGGAGGAUUCUUGAGAACUUCAAUUAUAAUAAUGUUGGGAGUGUGUUAUCAUUUGUAAUACACUGUUCUCUAGUUCUGGGUAACGGUUGUUUAGGUUUUAGUAA
Molecule: messenger RNA, 3998 nt
Organism: Amaranthus tricolor (Joseph's coat)
Lineage: Eukaryota; Viridiplantae; Streptophyta; Magnoliopsida; Caryophyllales; Amaranthaceae
Product: E3 ubiquitin-protein ligase UPL6
Exons: 26
Coding region: 368-3457 (1029 amino acids)
Biological process (GO): protein polyubiquitination; ubiquitin-dependent protein catabolic process
Molecular function (GO): ubiquitin protein ligase activity
Source: RefSeq, a predicted model, not a curated record